This is a messenger RNA of Pochonia chlamydosporia 170, 447 nucleotides long. RefSeq names its product subtilase family domain-containing protein. Bases 1 to 447 code for a protein of 148 amino acids. The record is from RefSeq and is a predicted model, not a curated record. The transcript has a single exon. Gene Ontology annotation, molecular function: serine-type endopeptidase activity. Gene Ontology annotation, biological process: proteolysis. NCBI's taxonomy places the organism in Eukaryota, Fungi, Ascomycota, Sordariomycetes, Hypocreales, Clavicipitaceae.
AUGAGCUUGAGAGGGCCAUUCUCUCAGGCUGUGAGCGAUGCCGCCGCUGCGUUGGUUAAGGAAGCCUUCUUUGUGGUAGCUGCUGCUGGUAACGAUGCAACUGAUGCAAGCCGAUGGUCUCCUGCGUCCGAGCCUAGUCUUUGUACUGUUGGUGCCACUGACUAUUCAGACUCGCAUGCCCGGUUCUCUAACUUUGGCCCCCUUGUUGACAUUUAUGGUCCCGGCGUUGGUGUGUUGUCUGCUAAAGUUGGCGGUGGUUGCUUCUUGCAAAACGGCACGUCCAUGGCUGCUCCUCACAUUUCUGGUAUUGGUGCCUACUACCUGAGCCUGGGUAAGCCUGCGAGCAGUAUGUGCACAUUUCUUCAGGGCCUUGCUCUGAAUGGGGUUAUUUCAGGGGUUCCCAGAAACACGAUGAACUUGCUCGGUCAGAAUGGCAUCGGUGCCUAA